Messenger RNA from Caenorhabditis remanei, 1620 nucleotides. RefSeq lists its product as uncharacterized. NCBI's taxonomy places the organism in Eukaryota, Metazoa, Nematoda, Chromadorea, Rhabditida, Rhabditidae. Gene Ontology annotation, molecular function: G protein-coupled olfactory receptor activity. Bases 1 to 1620 code for a protein of 539 amino acids. The transcript is spliced from 7 exons. The record is from RefSeq and is a predicted model, not a curated record. Gene Ontology annotation, biological process: olfactory behavior; G protein-coupled receptor signaling pathway.
AUGGAUCCGACUCUUACCUCGGCUAUUCGUCAAAAAGUUUCGGAUCUGAUGGAUGCCUCUUCUGAAUUUGAAUCAUCUAAUUCCGAUGAUCUCAUCAAUCAAAUCGAACGAGGAUGCACCUGUUAUGGAAUGUUCUCAAAUGCCAUUCUCCUUCCAAUGAUAUUAUAUCGAUCUCCAUCUGAUAUCGGAGUCUACAAAUUCCUCAUGAUGUACAUUGCUGUCUUCGAAUUGUUUUUCGGAUGGUUGGAGUUAAUGACAGUACCCCAAUUGUUCACUCAAGGAUCUGCUUUCAUUGUGACAAUUGAUCCUGAUAACGCAGUUCUUCCGGAUAGUGCAUUGCAGAUUUCUAUAUUAAUCUACUGUGGAUCUUUUGCUACCUCUCUUGCCAUCUUUGGAGUCCAGUUCGCAUAUCGUUACCAGGUUCUCCAAGGUAACACCACAUGGACUGCUUACAGUCUUGCCAACUUUACUUUUUGGGGCGGAAUCCCUCUGCUUGUUGCAAUGCUUUGGACACUAUCUUGUUGGAUAUUUUUGGGGAGGAAUGAGUAUGUGGAUAUGGUUAUGAGACAAGAUUAUUUUCCAAGCAAUUUGGAGAACAAAACCAUUGGUUUUGUGGGAAUCUACUUCUACCCAAAACUAGAGAACGGAAUGACCGUAAUAAAUUUGAAUUCUUUCAUUGGGAUGGCUCUUUGCACUUGCAUUCUGUUUGGCUCGGAAACUCUCAUGGUUUACUACGCAGUAAGAUCUUACUUGAUCACAAAAACACUAAUGGCGUCUACUUGCUCUCCAAACUUUCGGAAACUUCAAUGGCAACUUUUCUAUGCUUUAGUUUUUCAAACAGUCAUUCCAAUACUUUUUAUGCAAAUCCCUUUGUCCGUCCUUUAUUUGACAUUGUUUCUGAAUAUCUCCACUCCAUUUUUCGGAAAACUUCAGGCGACCACUAUUUCUUUUUACCUGGCAACAGAUGCACUCCCAACAAUCUUCAUCAUCAAACCUUAUCGGGAGACAGUUUUUGUUGUGGUCAACUCGUUUGUUUUGAAACAGGAGCAGUAUCCUGCUGGUGGUGAUAAUAGUCAUGGAGGAGCUGGUGGAGCUGAUGGCUCUGGAGGAGGUUGUGGUCAACCUGGACAACCGGGAGAAGAUGGAAAACCUGGACAAGGAGGUCGAGGUGGAGACGGUGGAAGAGGUGGCGACGGUGGUGCUGGAAGACAUUGCGGUAACGGAGGAAAUGGAGGAAAUGGAGGCAAUGGAGGCAAUGGAGGAAAUGGAGGCAAUGGAGGCGACGGAGGGAAUGGAGGACAUGGAGGAUAUGAAACUGUUGACGUGAAUUAUGCCAAAAGUGCCGGUGAUGGAGGAAACGGCGGAAACGGUGGCAACGGAGGAUCUGGUGGAGGUGAAAAUUUCAUUUUUGCCGAGAAUCCCGGUAAUGGUGGUAACGGAGGACACGGCAGAAACGGUGGCCCAGGAGGAAAUGGUGGACAUGGAGGGAACGGAGGAAAUGGAGGUAACGGUGGCAACGGAGGAGUUGGUGGACAUGGAGGAGAAGGAGGAAAAGGUGGACCAGGAGGUGUUGGUGGACAUGCAGGACACGAUGGUCAUGAUGGAAAAGAAGGGAAAUAA